CUGCAGAUCUCUGUCCGGUGCUCAGAGAAGCUUAUUUUUGGCCGGACUUUAUGACCCCUCCGGAUUUCCGUGAGGGAUGCGUCGAUGAUGUUACCAUGUAUGAACCGUAAUUGGGGACGGUGACGCUGUCGCUUUCAUAUGGAAGGGGCACUAAACCAUACCGGUGUAAUUCUAACGACACGUAGGCAAUUGCAGCGCCAAACGUGGGUUUAUUGUAGCUGAUUCUUGGUGAAUAGUGGAAUUCGGAAGGAAGUUCUUUCGGCGGAUCUACUGUAUAAGCAACAGAAUGAAGGAGAGCAUUGAGGGAAUUGAGAGGUUCGUCAGUCCGGGAAAAGGGCGAGGACUCAGAGUCAUCAAACCCUUCAAAGUUGGGGAGCUUCUCUUCGCUAGUCUUCCAUAUACUUACGUCCUGACUGCCAGCGAGAGAGGCUCUAACUGUGAAUUCUGCUUCACAAGGAAGGAGGGCUUGGCAAAAUGUGGGAAGUGCAAAAAAGCGUUGUAUUGCAAUGUGAAAUGUCAGAAAGGGGAUUGGGCCAUGCACAAGCUGGAGUGCGGGGCCAUGAUAGCGUACGGGGAAAAAUGGUGUCCAUCUGAGUCCGUCCGACUGGUGGCUAGGAUAAUCGCCAAACAGAAAGCCCAGAAAGAGAGGAGUACGUCAGAGAAGCUGCUGCUGAUUGGAGAGCUGGAAUCACACAUAGACGAUGUAGACAAUGAGAAGAGGGAGAUGAACGAGGGAGACAUAGCCAGCCUGCACCAGUUCUACUCCAAAAACCUGGACUUCCCCAGCAAAACAGCCCUCCUCACACUUUUCUCACAGGUCAAUUGUAAUGGCUUCACAGUGGAGGAUGAGGAGUUGUCGAAAAUGGGCUCAGCAGUCUACCCUGAUGUGGCCCUGGUAAACCACAGCUGCUGUCCUAACGUCAUAGUGACGUACAAGGGGAAUGUGGCCGAGGUCCGGGCUGUGCAGGACAUGACCCCUGGGGAAGAGGUGUUCACCAGCUACAUAGACCUCCUCUACCCUACAGCAGACAGAAACGAGAGGUUGAGAGACGCGUACUAUUUCACCUGCGACUGCAAAGAGUGUAAAACCAAAUCUAAAGACAAGUUGAAGCUGAAGGUGCGUAAGAGGAACAAGUCUCCAGGACCGGAGGAGAUCAGUAGCAUGAUGCGCUACGCUAGGAACACCAUCAAAGAGUUCCGUUCUGCCAAACAAAUAGCAGAAAAAUAUCUGAAAACCCCUGGAGAGCUGAUGGAGAUGUGCCAGCUGAGCCUGGACAAGAUGGGUGAGGUGUUUGAGGACUCCAACGUGUACAUGCUGCACAUGAUGUACCAGGCCAUGGGAGUGUGUCUCUACAUGGGGGAUUGGGACGAAGCCAUCCGUUAUGGAGAGAAGGUCCUCAAAUCCUACAGCAUACUGUACCCUCCCUACUCCAUGAAUGUGGCCUCCAUGUAUCUGAAGUUGGGCCGUCUGUACCUGGGCCUGGAGAGAAAGUUAUCGGGCAUCGACGCCCUGAAGAAGGCGAUGGCCAUAAUGGAGGUGGCUCAUGGAAAGGAUCAUCAGUAUCUGAUAGAGCUUCGUAAAGAGAUCGAGAUGCAUAAAUAAACAAAGUGACCUCACACACUGGGAAUAACAGAAAUGAAGUGACCUCACACACUGGGAAUAACAGAAAUGAAGUCUCUCUUUGUCUCUCUCUCACACACAAAGAGCUACAGUGUACGGCACUUUCCCUUCUCCUUGGUUUUAAAGCACAGUAGGAGGAGAAUGGUAAAGUCAUGGAGAUAUGAUCUAUUUAAUUAUGUGGUUAAAAUAUUUUAUACAUUUGAGGUCUUGACUACGAGUGCAGUUAUUAAAUAUGGAAUACCUUUGUACUGAGCAGAUCUUUGAUUCCUGUCAAACUUUUGUUAAUAUGUCUAAAUGUUUUCAUGGAUUGAGGUGCACUUGGGACAAUUCUCUCCCCAAAUGCAUGCUUGUUUUAUGAGAAUAGAUCAUCCAUAGAAUUGCCAUUAAAUAGACAUCUCAGCUGUU
Messenger RNA from Salvelinus fontinalis (brook trout), 2026 nucleotides. Its product is annotated as N-lysine methyltransferase SMYD2-A-like. Bases 287 to 1603 code for a protein of 438 amino acids. The record is from RefSeq and is a predicted model, not a curated record. The transcript is spliced from 12 exons. Gene Ontology annotation, cellular component: nucleus. Gene Ontology annotation, molecular function: protein binding. Lineage: Eukaryota; Metazoa; Chordata; Actinopteri; Salmoniformes; Salmonidae.